Messenger RNA from Nanorana parkeri, 951 nucleotides. RefSeq names its product olfactory receptor 52Z1-like. The transcript is spliced from 2 exons. The record is from RefSeq and is a predicted model, not a curated record. Gene Ontology annotation, cellular component: membrane. Gene Ontology annotation, molecular function: G protein-coupled receptor activity; olfactory receptor activity. NCBI's taxonomy places the organism in Eukaryota, Metazoa, Chordata, Amphibia, Anura, Dicroglossidae. The coding region runs from base 1 to 951 and encodes 316 amino acids. Gene Ontology annotation, biological process: G protein-coupled receptor signaling pathway.
AUGGCAAAUGCCACCAGUUUCCACCCUGACUUCUUCCUCUUAAAGGGAAUUCCUGGUUUGGAGAACUCACAUCUUCUGCUGUCCGGCCUUUUUUUCUUCAUGUAUAUUUUAGGUGUAGCAGCAAACUCAAUCCUGAUAGUGGUGAUCUCGCUCCAUGAAAGUCUUCACCAGCCCAUGUACAUCUUCCUUGUGAUGUUGGCGGUAGGAGACCUUGUUCUAUGCUCUUCCCCAGUCCCCAAGACUCUCAGUAUUUUUUGGUUUGGUUCUCAUGAAAUUUCUUUCAAUGGUUGCUUGGUCCAAAUAUUCUUCAUUCACUUUAUUUGCAUGACAGAGUCGGCCAUUUUGCUUGCGUUGGCAUAUGACCGCUACAUCGCCAUCUGUUACCCUCUAGCCUAUGUGACAAAGCUCACUCUGUCCUUUGUUAGGACUGCUGUUUCAGUUUCAGUGACCAGAAGUGUGGUUAUAAUGAUCCCAGUCAUCCUUCUCCUUUGGUGGUUACCAUACCAGGACAGUAACGUCAUAGAACACACGUACUGCGAACACAUGGCCAUGGCUAGACUGGCAACCGCAAGCAUACUGGCCAAUGUCAUCUACGGCAUGAUCAUUAUUAUUCUGACCUUUGUGAUAGAUUUAUUCCUUAUUGGGUUGUCUUACGUUUCCAUUAUUCAGGCCGUCAUGAGACUCUCCACUUCAGACGCCCGGCACAAGACUUCAAGCACCUGUGUGUCCCACCUCUGUGUCAUAACCUUACUGUAUGUCCCGGCCUUCUUCUCCUUCAUAGCGCACAGGAUCCCUCACAGCCACCUCCCUCCCUAUGUCCAUAUUCUGGUGGCCAAUCUCUAUGUCAUUGUCCCUCCCAUGCUGAACCCCAUCAUCUACGGCGUUAGGACAAAAGAGAUUCGACAAAAGGCCAUCAAGAUGUUUACUGGGAAAAUCACUGGAUAUCACUGA